AUCAACGAAGAGUAACCAUUUUUUUAAUUCAGCUCUCUUCCUCUUUCAUUGUUCUGGUCUUCUCUGCAAUUUCCAGCCAUUAUUAGGGUUUUCGGAGUGGAUUUGGAUCAGGGAGACCGAUCUCAGGUCUUGCAAUGGCUGUGCAGGAUCAUGGAGCUUUCAUAGAGAAAUUCAUCCUGCAACAGAGCUCCCCGUCCGAUCCACUUCCCUUGACUGGCCUCACUUUCGCUGUUAAAGACAUAUUUGAUAUGGAGGGAUAUGUAACUGGUUUUGGAAAUCCUGAAUGGCUAAGGACUCACCCACCUGCCAAUCAAACAGCGCCAGCCGUGUUGGCUAUCCUAAGAGGAGGAGCCACUUGCAUCGGCAAGACUAUCAUGGAUGAAAUGGCCUUCAGUAUAAGUGGGGAAAACUUUCAUUAUGGCACACCCCGAAACCCAUAUGCAUCAGAUCGUAUACCUGGAGGAUCUUCCAGCGGCUCUGCUGUUGCUGUUGGUGCAAAGCUUGUGGAUUUCUCCUUAGGAACCGAUACUGGAGGUAGCGUAAGAGUGCCUGCUUCUUAUUGUGGAAUUCUUGGAUUCCGGCCUUCACAUGGUGUGGUCUCUACAUCUGGAGUAAUACCCAUGACGCAGAGCUUCGAUACAGUAGGUUGGUUUGCCAUCGAUUCUGACGUAUUCAAAAGAGUAGGUCGGCUGCUGCUGCAAGUGCCAGAGGUUGAACAUUACAAGCCUACACAGGUGCUGAUUGCAGAAGAUUGUUUCAAGCUCUCAAGCAUUCCUAGUGAGCGAUUGACACAAGCUUUUGUUAAUUCAGUGAAGAAGUUAUUUGGUGGCAAUCUUAUAAAACAGAUUAGCAUCGGGAGUUAUGUUGAGGACAAAGUUCCAAGUUUGAAGCAUUUCAUGAUUGAAGAAAACGAUGGCUAUAAGCAUAUCAUUCCAUCCUUGGCUGCUCUUGUAAGGUCUAAGGUAUUGCUUCAGAGGCAUGAGUUCAAAAGCAAUCACGGAGAAUGGGUUAGGUCCUAUAGUUCUCAUUUGGGCCCAGGAAAAUCAGAACGAAUAUCAGAAUACAUCAGGGUGGCAACGGAUGAAAAUACUGAUCUAAGUCGCUCCGUUCAAAUUGAACUGCGUGUAGCUCUUGCAGCUCUUCUUGAAGAUUUUGGAGUUCUUGUAAUUCCUACAGUCCCAGGCCCCCCUCCGAAACUAAGAACAGACAUCUCGGAGCUACACGACUUUCGUGCAAAGGCUUUCAGUUUGCUCUCCAUUGCUUCGGUCUCCGGAAUCUGCCAGGCUACCAUACCUCUAGGACUGUACAACGGCCUUCCUGUGUCUAUAUCUUUGCUAGCAAAACAUGGUUCAGAUGGGUUUUUGCUCAAUGUUGUUGACACUCUUUACAGCACUCUAAAACAAGAAGUUGAGGCAAGCUACUAAGAAGUUGAGGUAUUAUCCACUGAAUAAUUUGAGAGAUUUGAUUUUUCAUCCUUUCAUGUAUUCUUUGUAUGAUCAUGUAUUGUUUGUAUGAUUAUGAAUCAAGUUUUCUUUUUCUAGCAAGUUGAUUGUGGAAUGAAAUA
This is a messenger RNA of Cucurbita pepo subsp. pepo (vegetable marrow), 1564 nucleotides long. The record is from RefSeq and is a predicted model, not a curated record. Lineage: Eukaryota; Viridiplantae; Streptophyta; Magnoliopsida; Cucurbitales; Cucurbitaceae.